Cryptomeria japonica (Japanese cedar) is the source of this 1344-nucleotide messenger RNA. Its product is annotated as probable pectate lyase 18. The transcript has 6 exons. The coding region runs from base 1 to 1344 and encodes 447 amino acids. Gene Ontology annotation, molecular function: pectate lyase activity. The record is from RefSeq and is a predicted model, not a curated record. Lineage: Eukaryota; Viridiplantae; Streptophyta; Pinopsida; Cupressales; Cupressaceae.
AUGGCGAGCAGACAAGCCUUACAGCCAUUGUUUCUUCUUCUUGCUGUCUUUUUCAUCAAGUUAGUAAUGGUGGAAUCAAUAAGAACCCCCUUCAAUAUGACUAAGGCUGAGAAUAGUGAUAAAUAUCAUGUUGAGAAGCCGGAGCUUGUAGUUCAAAUGGUUUAUUAUAAAUGUUCUAUUUAUUCUUAUGCUGUUCCUCGACGUUUUCUUCACUGUAAUUUCUAUAAUACUAUUCUCGUAACUGUAGUUGAACUAUUGUGCAGGAGUUUAAAUAAUUCGAAAAGAAAGCUGAGCUCGUGCGAAACGGGGAACCCCAUCGAUGACUGUUGGCGUUGUGAUCCUAACUGGGUUAACAACCGAAAGAGACUGGCUGAUUGUGCCAUCGGAUUUGGCAAAAACGCCAUUGGAGGUAAGAAUGGCAGAUUUUAUAUAGUUACAGAUCCAAAUGACGAUGACCCGGUCAAUCCUCGACCUGGCACUCUGCGGCACGCUGUUAUUCAAACCGAACCUCUCUGGAUUAUUUUCCAAAAAGAUAUGGUUAUUCACCUCAAGGAGGAGCUUAUCAUGAACAGUUAUAAGACUAUUGAUGGUAGAGGUGCCAAUGUUCAUAUAGCAAAUGGAGCUUGCAUUACAAUUCAGUAUGUGACCAAUAUUAUCAUUCAUGGAGUUCAUAUCCACGACUGUAAACCUGCGGGAAACACAAAUGUUAGGAGCUCCCCGACACAUUAUGGGUUUAGAACCAAGAGUGAUGGAGAUGGGAUUUCCAUCUUUGGAUCAAGCGCAAUUUGGGUUGACCACUGUUCAUUGUCAAGUUGCGCAGAUGGAUUGAUCGACGCCAUCAUGGGUUCCACUGCUAUAACCAUUUCAAACAGCUUUUUCACUCACCAUGACAAGGUGAUGCUCCUAGGACACAGCGACGCCUACACCGAGGACGUCAAAAUGCAAGUAACAGUUGCUUUCAACCACUUUGGACAAGGGCUUGUUCAACGUAUGCCCAGAUGUCGACAUGGAUACUUUCAUGUGGUGAACAAUGAUUACACCCACUGGGAAAUGUAUGCAAUCGGGGGAAGUGCAAACCCCACCAUUAACAGCCAAGGCAACAGAUUCCUUGCUCCUGAUUAUCGAUUCCACAAGGAGGUUACAAAGCACCAAGAUUCAACAGAAGGUAACUGGAGAUCAGUGGGAGAUCUUAUGUUAAAUGGGGCAUUCUUCACAGCAUCAGGGGCUAAAGAAUCCUCAAGCUAUGCCAAAGCUUCGAGUAUGGCGGCAAGACCUUCCUCUAUUGUGGGCUCUAUCACUGCAAGUUCGGGUGUUCUCACCUGCAGAAAAGGUUCCAGCUGUUAG